AUGUCGUAGAAACCGAUGACUAAUGAGACCAACCCCAUUUUGUACCCUUGAAUUGAAGCAACCCCACCAUUCUGUCAAGUCAUGGUUCCGCAAACUAUCGCCAUACACAGAAUUACACUGCUCAAUCCAUUGCUUCAACACAACAGGCUACACACGACCACUCUGUAUACCCAAUUACCUCUCUCGCACUCUCUGUAACAUCGACUUCACCUCCCACCGAUCGAUGCGCAUUUAGCGAACCGCUCCACCCGAGUUUGCGACACUUGAAUCCGAAUCCCCCAAAACCCGAUCGCGGCGCCGUCCUUGCCCGCCUCAAGCCAGAACAUGCCGUCUGAUACCAUGACAGGCUCACCGUCGGGCUCCAGCUCAGCUCUGCCCUCCUUCUACUCUCCCAAGACAGAGGCCGCAGAUGCUUCCACCUCGCACAACGAACAGUCCCUUGAGCAAUCCAUAGACUCAUUAUCACUCUCCCCCGCUCCCUCCACUCCCGCCUCCGCUUCCGUCUCCGCCCACCCCGAUCCCGAGACGCCGAUCGGCCAAGAACCUCCGCCUUCACUGCUCUCGCCAUCAUUCACACCUCCCUCUACACCCGGUACCUCUACACCGUCAACUCACGGUCUUCGCGGUGUCCCCGUCGAUAGCUCCAUUCCUUCCGGAGGAUGCGGAUCCAAGAAACCCAAGCUCCUGCAGACUCUCCCGGAGGUUGAGUGCAUUGUUCGCGCUCGUAUUCCCACGGUAGCGGGCACGGAGAUGUUCUUGCACCUGUACACCAACAAUGUCGAUAACAAGGAACAUCUUGCUAUUGUGUUUGGCAACAAUAUCCGAAGUAAGAGUCUAGAUGCUGUUCGAGAGGGCGAGACCGAGAUGGACCGCAUGGUGCGCGGCGCAUACACAGGCAGACUGUUCCCCGGUCGCACAACCAGUGGUGUCGAAUCAGCAGCGCCUCAGGAGCAACAGCCACCGCAGCCGUCAGACCAGCCUCCUUUGGUGAGAAUUCACUCCGAGUGCUACACAGGUGAGACAGCAUGGUCAGCGCGAUGCGACUGCGGAGAGCAACUCGACGAAGCUGCUCGUCUGAUGAGUCUGCCUGGUAACAAGGCUGGUGGCAUUAUUAUUUACCUGCGACAAGAGGGUCGUGGAAUUGGUCUCGGCGAGAAGCUCAAGGCCUAUAAUCUUCAGGAUUUGGGAUCUGAUACCGUUGAAGCGAAUUUGUUGCUGCGACAUCCCGCUGAUGCUCGAAGCUAUGGUUUAGCUACGGCUAUGUUGCUUGAUCUUGGACAGCCAGAGAUUCGAUUGUUGACCAACAAUCCUGACAAGAUUCGCGCAGUUGAGGGCCCCAAUAGGGAGGUUGUGGUCAGGGAGCGUGUUGCUAUGGUUCCUUUAUCUUGGAAGGGCCGGGGAGGAUUCAGAAGCCAAGAGGUGGAGGGCUAUCUCAAGACCAAGAUCGAGAAAAUGGGCCAUAUGCUCGAUAUGGCAGCGCUCCCACAGUAGGCUAUCAAGACUUAACGAAAUAUACCAACAUGGAAGAUGUUGUUUGGCUAGGAGCUCUUUCUUGUCAUCAUUGAAUGGAGUUUGUCGUCGUUCUUUGGGAUUGAUUGAUGGCGUUGGCGGCAGAGACUUGAUGUAUAUGUAGACAAAACCACACAUCCAAUAUGUUUGAGAGCUGCGAUUUGCAUCAAGACUUAAAUCACUGGUGCAUCGUUGGUGUAGGUCUCAGGAUACCAGAAACCGAUUAUAUCAUAAGGUUGUUAUCGUUUGUUAUAAGGACUUUCUUUCUCUUUUGACCUAACAAGAUGCUUGUUACAAGAAUGAAACAAUUUUGGCUCUGUAUCUUGAUGAUCUAGUUGGGGUUGGGCUGGCAUAAGAGGUUCAUCCUUCUACCCAUACCAACUUUCUUGGGACCACAAUGUACUUUGAGUUUUAAUAAUUUGAGCCGGUAAAUCGCGAC
Fusarium verticillioides 7600 is the source of this 1948-nucleotide messenger RNA. RefSeq names its product GTP cyclohydrolase II. The transcript is spliced from 2 exons. The coding region runs from base 325 to 1491 and encodes 388 amino acids. The record is from RefSeq and is a predicted model, not a curated record. NCBI's taxonomy places the organism in Eukaryota, Fungi, Ascomycota, Sordariomycetes, Hypocreales, Nectriaceae. Gene Ontology annotation, molecular function: GTP cyclohydrolase II activity. Gene Ontology annotation, biological process: riboflavin biosynthetic process.